Messenger RNA from Lodderomyces orthopsilosis Co 90-125, 1632 nucleotides. RefSeq names its product Sfl1p (gene SFL1). Bases 1 to 1632 code for a protein of 543 amino acids. The transcript has a single exon. Lineage: Eukaryota; Fungi; Ascomycota; Pichiomycetes; Serinales; Debaryomycetaceae. The record is from RefSeq and is a predicted model, not a curated record. Gene Ontology annotation, molecular function: sequence-specific DNA binding; DNA-binding transcription factor activity. Gene Ontology annotation, biological process: regulation of DNA-templated transcription.
AUGUCUAAGGUGCUUCAUUUAAACACACCUGUAUCUUCCGAAUCCACAGUACUUUCGACUUGGUCCUCAACUUCGUCAAUAAGCACCUUGUCAUCUGUUUCUGCUAGUUCUACUGUUGUACUUCCACAGAAACCCUCACUUGAAACUGGACCAAUUAUGUUGAGAACUGGAUCAAGUAAUGAUGUGCUUGGAAAUAGUCACUUUGAAAGGGAACAAAGAAUUGCAGAAUUGGUGCUCAACAAUCCCGAUAUUGCCUCAACUGCUUCAGGAAAACCCCAAAUUGUUUUCAUUCACAAAUUGUAUGAUAUGUUGAGUAAUGAUUCGAUCUCAAAUUUGAUUAGAUGGGCUCCCGAUUUGACUUCGUUUUAUGUAUUUCCGGGUGAAAAGUUUUGCAAAGUACUUGCUCAGUAUUUCAAGCACACAAAUGUAUCUUCAUUCAUUAGGCAAUUGAACAUGUACGGGUUUCAUAAAGUCAGUGAUAACAACAGCUCAGCACCUUCUUCAGAAAGUAAAAACAAUUCAAGAUGGGAGUUUCGUCAUUCACAAAAUCAAUUCAAAAAGGGAGAUAUUGAAUCAUUGAAAUAUAUUAAAAGAAGAAGUUCAAAGACUGUCAAUGUGCAAAAAGAAGUUGUGGAUUUAAAAUCCAUUCCACAUCCAGGUGAAUUUUCAUCAAGACAUCCUGAACACGAGCAUUCUCCUUUCAAUACCCAUUACUCAACUCCGAGUCCUUCACAAGCUCCAAGAAAUGGAUACUCCAUGUUCCCAUAUCAGAUGCCACAAACUCCUCAGUUUUCCUUGGAUGUUCCAGUCCUGCAACCAUCAUUACAAAUACAGACUCAGCAAAUUGAUAGACUAGUCCCCAAAUUGAAAUCUCCGUUGACUCCAAUUCAACCAACAACCAGCUUACAAAACCUUAACCAAAGGGGGCCAGAUUCUACAUUGCCAUUGCCACAAGCACUACAAGGUCGUCCACAGGACUACGUUCACCAAAGACCACCAAUCAGUACCCAGUAUUCUUUCGAAGGUAAAGCUGCAGCAGAAGCGACAAACUCAAUGUCUACUGAAAUGGAGUAUUGGAAGAGAAAACACUGUGAAAUAUCGGCUGAUUUUGAUACUUUGGUUGGAAUUGUUGAGAGGGGAACCAACAUUAAUGUGGAAUAUCAAAAGUUCAAAGAAUCAAUGUUGACUAGGCGUCUGUUGCAUCAUCAAUCAACAUCUUCCAUUGCAGCUCCUCAAGCCGACAAAGCUUCAUCUUUAUCCACUUACUACCCACAAUACAAACCAAAGUUCAAUCCUCCUACAACGAAGCAAAGAGCAGAGUCAAAGUCUUAUAGUCCGUUAAGCACAACGAUGGCACAAAGGGAGCAAUACCUACAUAAACAUCAACAAGUAUCGGUGGAUAUGAGGAUACCGCCUCUUAUGGUACCUCAAACACAACGAACAAAUUCUCUACCUGGUGAGUUACGUGAAGAGACAGGCAAGUUAUCGCCAGCCAUCACCAGAACAUUAGUUGGAAAGAGAAACUCUGAUUCAUUGAUAUCCGCCCCAAAACUACCUAGUGUUAAUGAAUUAACAAUGAACUUGCCAGUCUUUAAUCCCAAUAUGAACUUCAAGAGGAAGAGGUCACAAUAA